AUGUCCUGCAAAGUACACCGAAUCAGCACUCUUCGGGAUUCGACGAAUUCGGAUGAUGGAGCAGGGAUCGAGGUAGCAGAAGAUGCUUCUGUGCCGGUGGUGGUGGAGAAAACGGGAGAGGGGGUGAAGUUCGAAGAGCAUCAGCUUCCCAUUGACAUUGCGUACAACAAAUUCGCAGACUGGCUCGUGGAUCGGAAGCGGGUACCUGCUAACUGGAGGCAACGAGUGGCUGCCAUUCAGCAGCGAAUCACGAAGCUGGUUACCACACUGCCACGUCACCAUGAUCCCUGGCUGCAGUCGCUCUCGGUGGAUGACGUGGGGUACGUGGAAGCAAAGCGUGUGAGGGACAUUCUUGCUGCUGCCCGCCCCAGUGAGAGAACAAUCUUCGGUGGCCUUGCUGGGCCUGCGGGCGAGUGGGACGCAGUGGUUCGCACAUACGAGCGUGACUCUGUGUUCCUCGGGGAGGCAGCUCAAAUCCUCGUGCACAACACUAAUUACGACAUCCCCUACUGGCAGAAGCACAGGGCGCGGGCCCAGCAGCAGCUGGAGGAGAGCAACAGGAAGGAGCUGGACUGCCGAAGACUGGCUGCUGCUGCUGCCAAGGGGUUUCAACAGGCGUGCUCCGACCUCGGAAUCAAGGGUCAAGACGUGCGGCAGGAGCUCAAGGGACUGGUCUCGAAGCUUCCUGGAAUUUUUCAGGAGGUGGUAACUAUCCUAUCGGGGGAGCCUGUGGAGCAGGCGGUGGAAUAUUAUGCAGCUGCUGUGGCAUUCGCACAUGGGGGGGAGGAUACGGGUUCUUCUCCCCUCCUCCUCCCCACGCUCUUGGAGCUUCGGGCAAACCCUGAGCGGCAGGACCAGGCCGAACCUCCUGCGGAGGAUGAAUGGGGUGGUGAUCUCAGUGGGGGUGCCGAUGGGGGUGGUGCUAGUGGGGUUGGUGAUGGUGAUGCUGUAGGGAGAAUUGUGUGGGAUUUGGAUGUGAGUACAGGGGGAAAUGGAGGAGGAGGGGGAGAAGGGGGAGGGGAAGGUGCUACUGGUGGUGAGGAGGGAGGAGGAGGGAUAGACUGGGAUAUCGACACGGGAGCUGCAGGGACCAAUGAGGAGGCGCCACCUGGAAGCGCUGGUGAUGGUGAUAGUGCUGGUGGUGGUGGGGGAGGAGGAGGGAGGAGUGGGAGGGAGGGGGAGAGUGAGAGGCACAAGGUGCAGCGGUGGCUGUUGGCUGAUUCAGCGUAUCGCAGCAAGCUUCUUGACGACCUGUUCGAGCUGCACAUAUUCCUUGUCACGCGGAUAGCUGAGAUGAAUCGACACCAGGGCUCCGUGCUGCAGGCACAACUGAUGGCCACAGCGCCUCCCAUCAUCCAGAACCAUGGCACCACAUCCCUUGGCGCCCUUGAUUCCCACAUCUGCACGGCCAUUGGUCGACUCACCAGUCGUCGCACGCGGGAUCUCCUCCUCAUCCUCUCCUCCCCUCGCUUCUUGGAUCGGCUAGAGCAAUCAUUGCUGCAGAAGAAGACAAACGAGGCGAGGCUGCUGGAUAGCGUUGGCGAGCUGGAGAGGCGGCGGAGAGAGAUCCGGGCGGCGCUGGCUGAUGCGUGGCCUAAACUGGAGGCAGUGGUGCAGCGAACACGGGCCUACAAGGCAGCAGCAGAGGCAGCGCUCUCUGCAAUGUAUUCCAACCGGCCGGUUCACAUCAUUGGGGAGAUUAACAACGUGCUGCAAGCCACUGCCCCUGCAGGUGGUGGGUAG
Closterium sp. Yama58-4 is the source of this 1743-nucleotide messenger RNA. The record is from the annotation of a GenBank genome assembly. Lineage: Eukaryota; Viridiplantae; Streptophyta; Zygnematophyceae; Desmidiales; Closteriaceae.